Molecule: messenger RNA, 6684 nt
Organism: Leptonychotes weddellii (Weddell seal)
Lineage: Eukaryota; Metazoa; Chordata; Mammalia; Carnivora; Phocidae
Source: RefSeq, a predicted model, not a curated record
AUGGCCUCUGUCUCCCUCCCUGCAGAUUUGGCUUCCCAGGGCCACCUGGACCUCACGGAGCUCAUCGGUGUCCCGCUGCCCUCAUCUGUGUCCUUUGUCACGGGCUAUGGUGGCUUCCCAGCCUACAGCUUCGGGCCUGGUGCCAACGUUGGCCGCCCGGCCAGGACCCUCAUCCCACCCACCUUCUUCAGGGACUUUGCCAUCAGCGUCACGGUGAAGCCCAGCAGUGACAGAGGCGGCGUGCUCUUUGCCAUCACCGAUGCCUUCCAGAAGAUCAUCUACCUGGGCCUGCGGCUCUCGGGCGUGGAGGAUGGCCGCCAGCGGGUCAUCCUCUACUACACGGAGCCAGGCUCCCACGUGUCUCACGAGGCUGCUGCCUUCCCGGUGCCCGUGAUGACCCACAGGUGGAUCCGCUUUGCGGUGGUCGUCCAGGGCGAGGAGGUGAUCCUCCUCGUGGACUGCGAGGAGCACAGCCACGUCCCCUUCCAGCGGUCCUCCUGGCCCUUGGCUUUCGAGCCCAGUGCAGGAAUCUUUGUGGGCAAUGCAGGAGCAACGGGGCUGGAUAGAUUCACCGGCUCCAUACAGCAGCUCACCAUCCACCCUGACCCCAGGAUCCCCGAGGAGAUGUGUGAAGCCGAAGGAUCCUCGGCUUCAGGAGAAGCCAGCGGGCUUCUGGAGGCAGAGGGCGUCGCUGAGAUCUUGGAAGCUGUCAGCUACACUCAAGCGCCGUCUAAAGAAGCAAAAGUUGAACCCAUAAACACACCUCCAACUCCAUCGCCUCCUUCUGAGGAUGCGGAGCUUUCUGGCGAGCCUGUACCUGAGGGGACUCCGGAAACCACCAACCUGAGUGUCGUCAUGCACAGAAGCCCUGAGCAAGGGUCUGGUGAGGUCCUGAAUGACACACUGGAGGGAGUUCAUACUAUGGACGGUGCCCCCGUUACAGAUGUUGGCUCCGGGGAUGGGGCCUUCAUUCAUGUCACUGAAGAGGGUGUGCAUGCCGAAGAAGGUUUGGCAGCCACAGCAGCAGUCGGGGAGGCUGAGGUGCCCACCAGCACCGCCGGGGAAGCAGAGACCAGUGGUGUGCCCACCGGGGGGCCAGUCCUCUCCUUGUCCACUGAGGUCAUGGGGGAAGGGGUCACUCUGGGUGCAGAUGCUGAAGAAGGCUCGGCAGCCGCUGCAGCUGGGGAGGCUGAGGUGCCCGGGAGCUCCGCCGGGGAAGUGAAGGCCGGCAGUGUACCCACGGCGGGAGCCACCCUCUCCACGGCCAUCCAGGACGCAGGGGAAGGGGUGACAUGGGGUGCAGUCGGUGAAGGAAUGUUCACAACACCAGCCGCUGCAGCAGAAGUGCCCCUCAGCACUUCUGAGGAAGAGGAGACUCGCGGGGUCCCCACAGGUGGCCUGGUUCCCCCAACACGCACAGUGGCCCCUGAGCAAGUGGUCGCUUCUGGCUCUGGUGAUGAGGAGGACCUAGCAGCAGCCGCAAGAGAGGAGCCCCUGCCCAGCACUGUGGCCGAAGAGCUGGACAGCAGUCCCCCUGAGGGGCCCCCACUGCCCAUACCCACAGUGGCUUCUGAAAGAGGGGUUACUCUGGAGGAUGGCUGUGAGGUCAAGUCCGAGGAUGCAGGUCUGGGAAUGUUUGGAAAGCUCUCAACUUUUGGUAUAAUGAUUCACUUGAGGUUGUUUAGUAAUUGUCCAGGUAUUGUGGGUGAUCAAUCACGUUUACUUUUGGUUCCUUUAGGGAAGCCAGCCAUUGCUCAUAGAGAUUUGAAAUCCAAGAAUAUCUUGGUAAAGAAGAAUGGAACUUGCUGUAUUGCAGACUUAGGACUGGCAGUGAGACACGAUUCAGCCACAGAUACAAUUGAUAUUGCUCCAAAUCACAGAGUGGGAACAAAAAGGUACAUGGCCCCUGAAGUUCUAGAUGAUUCCAUAAAUAUGAAACACUUUGAAUCCUUCAAACGUGCCGACAUCUAUGCAAUGGGCUUAGUAUUCUGGGAAAUAGCUCGACGAUGUUCCAUUGGUGGAAUUCAUGAAGAUUACCAGCUGCCUUAUUAUGAUCUUGUACCUUCUGAUCCAUCAGUUGAAGAAAUGAGAAAAGUUGUUUGUGAACAGAAGUUAAGGCCAAAUAUUCCAAACAGAUGGCAGAGUUGUGAAGCUUUGAGAGUAAUGGCUAAAAUUAUGAGAGAAUGUUGGUAUGCCAACGGAGCAGCGAGGCUUACGGCUUUGCGUAUUAAGAAAACAUUGUCACAACUCAGUCAACAGGAAGGCAUCAAAAUGUAGUUCUGCAGCUUUGCCUGAACUCUGCUUUUCCUUCAGAUCUGCUCCUGGGUUUUAAUUUGGGAGGUCAAUUGUUCUACCUCACUGAGAGGGAAUAGAAGGAUAUUGCUUCCUUUUGCAACAGUGUAAUAAGGUCAUCGAGAAACUCCCCAGGAUUUCUUUGGACCCAGGAAACAGCCACGUGGGUCCUUUCUGUGCACUAUGAACACUUCUUUCCCAGGACAGUUACAAAAUGUUGUGUAGUCUACCUUUAUUUUUUAUUAACACAAAACUUGUUUUUUUUGUUUUUUUUUUUUUUUAAAGAUGAUUGCUGGUCUUAACUUUAGGUUAACUCUGCUGUGCUGAAGAUCAUCUUUAAGGGUAAAGGAGCUGGAUUGUUGAGUUAUACAAAACAUUUCUUAUUUUUAAAGAAAGUGAUUUAUUCCUGGUUAGUACAUUCUCAGAGGAUUCUGAACCACUAAAGAGUUCCUUGAUUCAGACUUUGAAUGUACUGUUCUAUAAUUUUCAGGAUCUUAAAACUAACACUUAUAAAACUCUUAUCUUGAGUCUAAAAAUGACCUCAUAUAGUAGUGAGGAACAUAAUUUAUGCAAUUGUAUUUUGUAUACUAUUACUGUUCUUUCACAUAUUCAGAACAUUACAUGCCUUCAAAAUGGGAUUGUACUAUACCAGUAAGUGCCGCUUCUGUGUCUUUCUAAUGCUUACAGUCUGUGUGUCUUAAAAGCUGUAGUAUUUUAAUUCAAAAAAUUUAUUUAUUUGGGUAACCCAGACUUUUCUGUUUUGUUUUUUGGAAGGUUUUUUGUAGUAUGUCAUUUGGUAUUCCAUUUUGAAAAUGCCUUUCUCCUACCAAAAUGUGCUUAAACCACUAAAGAAAUGAAGUGGCAUUAAUUGAUAAAUGUUAUCAUGGUCAUUUUUUAAUAUUCUCACAUCAAGCUUUUGCAUCUAAAUUGUGUUGUCUAAGUAUACCUUGAAAAAAUAAAGUGGCACUGUAGAUGCUUAUAGUACUCUAAUAAUUUAAAACUUGUAGCAUACAGACUAAUUUUUCUAAAAGGGAAAAUUUGUCUAGCUGCUUGUGAAAAGUUGUGUGGCAUUCUGUAAGCCAUUUUUUUUCUUUAUCUGAUCAAAGACAGUGUUAUUUUUUUAAGAAAUGAAUUACAUUUAAAAUUAGGGUGUGUUAAUGUUGAAUAAUAGACCUUUUUCUAGGAAGGUAAAGGUAGUUAAUCAUUUGAGUAGAUAAACAGGUGUGCAGGAGAGUCAUAGUUGUUACGUAGGAGUCAGUGUUCGGUGGACUUUCUGUCUUUGUAACUAAGGUUAGAGUUAGCGUGGUUCUGAGGUCUCACUACACUUUGAAGAAGGCAGCUUCUAAUUCAGUCUUUCCUUCUGUGUGCAGAUACUGCAACUGCUUAAUUUACAUGGUUAGGUAAUAAGUUUAGUACACCCUUGAUAUUUGGGAGAGUGGUAGCUAAAGAACAUUCUGAGUAUUGGUUCUCCAUUUACAGAUGUUCUCAGUCAAAUUCUAUGUUUAAAGCAAACUUGUCAUGGUCUUCACACUAAGUUGAAACUGGCUUAUAGUAACUGAUUUUUACUUCCAGUGCUAAAAGUCUUUUAGGGCUUUUACGGUUUUCAGAGUUCUCUUUAUCACUGUGAUCUUAUUCUGAUGGGAGAAAAACUAUCAUAGCAGUGAGGCAAGACAUUGACUUUAUAGUGCUGUCAAUUUCCAAAUGAAAGGGUCAGAAUAACCUUUAUAGUAUUUGGUCAGUAAGAGAUAGUGGCCAUUUACGCUGACUGAGCUGCAUUCUGAUCAUGUCUUUUCUCUUAUACAUAGAAUAAAUUUGAAAGACUAUUUGGUCUUAAAGCCAAAGUAAUUUUAGAAUGAAUGACAUAUGCAUAGGAAUUUAGUGUCAGUUUCAUGUGUUAAAAACAUCAUGGGGAAAAAUGUGCUUAGAGGUUAAUAUUUUGACUCCAAAUUUGAGUUUUUUUCUGUAGUUACCGUGAUUUUGUCAACGCAAAUGAAUGACAGACGUUGAGGGCUUUGUUUUAUAAUUACGUUAUAUUUCCUCUUUAAUAAUCUCUAGCUCUCUGAUUAGGUACUUUUUUUUUUUCUUGGCCAUUUCUAUGCCUACCAGAUCUGCUUUAUGAAAUCCAGGGGACCAAUGCUAAAACUAUUUUUAUAUAAUUUUAAGAACAUACCAAAAGUUCUUGUCUGAUUUAAAAUUGAGAUACAUGAUUUCUCACUUUCAUAUAAGGUAAUCAACUUUUACUGAAGCUAUUCUUUAUUAAAUCAAAGAUUGAGUUGCAAUUAUACUAUUCUUGCCUAAGUGGAUAAAAUGUACUUUUGGUGAGUCAGGGAAUUUUUUUAAAAGUUGGAGUUUAGUUCUAAAUUCGGUUUACAUAUUACUGCAGCAAAUUCCUUUUCUGGCUAAUGACAGUUUGAUAAACUCCGAUUAGUUAAUAUUGAAAAUGAAAGUCACUUAAAAAUGAAAUAGAUCCUGAUUACUGUGGCCAUAACUGCAGAUACGUUUGACUAGAGUAUUGAUUUUCUCAUUUAGAUUCACAAGCCUUUGCUUAUACUGCCUAUCUUCAGAUGCUCACCUUCCAAAAUUUAAACUUGGUUUAAAAUAUACCUUCAGACCAAUUACUUGUCCACAUCCAUUUCGUCAGUACCCCAGAGGAAUGGGGAUGAGGGAGGUAUGACCCCCUGGCCCGCCCUUCCUCACUUUAGCUUAAGUUUCUCUCAGCCUACCUUCCUGCUGGUCCCUGACUCAGAGAUGAAUUGCCUUGCCGCCAGCCUUCCCCGCCCACCUCCUCUCAGCAGCCUUUUGACUGAAUAGCUGCUUUGGAAAUCCAGAGUAAAAUGGUUGACGGAAGUCAGCUUGGUUGGUGGGACAUGGUUCCAUUUCCUUGAGUCACUGGAUGUUGCUGGGAGGGUUCUCCAGGUUUGGAGAUGGGGUGGAUGAUGGCCCUGCUGGCUGCCUUGUUUUGACUUCAGCUGCGGCCAAGGAAUGGGAAGGCAGCGAGGUAGCAGUCACGGCAGCAGCAGUUGUGCCAGAAGCAGCAGCACAUCCGGUCCUGGAGGGGACAGGGCGAGGUCCGAAGCGCGGAGUCUGUGAGUCUGCUGUAGUGAUAGUGCUCAAGAAGUGCCUUGAGUCCGUGCACAGUGACAUUGUUAGUAACAUCAAGAAUUCCACAUUUCAGUUCUUGUUACAAAAUUUCAGUGGUCACUCGGCCAUUUUGCAGCUCAUGCAUGAGCUGCCUUCAGUUGCUCCUCUACAUCUGAGAGCUGUCCCGUAUAGAAUAUUUUAUAAAACAAGAUGGCAUAGUGCUAAUUAAAAUGCAGAACAAAAUCAGUAUCCCCUUAGACAUGUCCUAUCAGGAGUUUAGUUUUAUCCUUGCACUGAAAGAGUGAUUGUUAAGUCAGCUGUUUCUUUUUGUUUCUUGACUGUGGCAGUGUUCUGGCUCCAAAUGAUGGAGAUUCCAAAUGAUGGUUCUGUGAUAGCGUGGCAGGAAAUGCCAGUUCAGACAUUUUUGAGAUCCUAAAGAAUAGGUCUGCACAUGUAAUCUGUAGCUCCUUGUGUCUGUUUCGGAAUGCUGGACUACCCAUGGGCCCUCUCUCUGGGAAUGCUGGAAUUCUAAGACAUUCUGAGGAUUGUCAGUACACUUAAACUUUUCAACACCAUUAUGCAAUCUUAUUUGUAAUUGUAGACUUUAAAGAAUGUGUUUAAUAACAUUCAACCUGUUUCUUAAAGCUUAAAAAAAGAACUUAAGUGAAUUUGUUUUUAUUUUUUAACAAGAUUUGUGAAUUGAAUAUCAUGAACCGUGUUUUGAUAUCCCUUUUUCACAUUGUGCCAAUGGAAUGGGGUGUUUGAGAUUUCUUUAUGUGUCAAGGAGAUGCUUCAAAAUGUCAAUUGCUUUAAACUUAAAUUACCUCUCAAGAGACCAAGGUACAUUUACCUCAUUGUAUAUAUAAUGUUUAAUAUUUGUCAGAGCAUUCUCCAGGUUUGCAGUUUUAUUUCUAUGAAGUAUGAGUGUUAUGUUGCUAAAUUACUGAAAUGGUACUGUAUUGUUUAUAUUUGUACCCCUAAUAACAUCUUCUAUAGUUUUUGUUUUCUGUAUUUUAUUGUAUUUGUGCAAAAUUCUUUUGGCUUUAUCAGUGUGAUCUCUGCCCUUUCAGAUGUGUACAGAAAAUGUCCAUAUAAAUUUUCAUUUAAGUUGAAUGAUUUUGAGAAAACUGUAAAGAGGAAAGAAAAACAAAAAUUGCAGUUCCCCAUAAGUUUUUAAAAGUUGUAUAUUGUAUUUGUAGUAAUAUUCUGAAUGAGUUGUAAAUAGGAAGUAGAAGAGCGAUGCUUAUGUCAAGUCCUAACACUACAGUAGAAAAAUGGAAGCAAUGCAAAUAAAUGACUUUUUUUCCCAAG